AUGCGCGAGCCUCGUACUGAACCGCCUGAAGGAGGCCGGAUUGCGCAAAGCCCGGCGCCCGGCUUCGAGUCACUCAAUUCAAGACUAGAUCGCCACGAGAGUCUCCUCGAGAGCCUUCGAGCAGAAGUGAAAACCUUGACUUCACACCUGAACAAGGACAAUUCAACCGAUACAUCAUCCCAGAGAGAUGACACGGCCACGGCUUUCACCAGCGAGAAGGACUGGUAUGGCCACCCGACCAAUGCUCCGGAUACCACCACGAAUCUCGCGCCCAUCAAUAUCAUGCGUCGCCAGUAUCCCGGACGUAGUGGCAUCGAGCGUCUACUUGAUGCAACAGACGACAUCGUUAUCCAGGGCAUCAUGACUGAAGAGCAGGCGCUCCGACUGGAGCAGGUAUUCCUUCAGCGGUGCGGUCCAUGGCUGCAGAUUGAAGACUGGGCUGGCAUGGGCAGCAAUCUCGUCACCAUCCGCAACAAGUCGGCAUUGCUCUUCGCUGUGUGCUGCCUGCAGGGUUGUCGACUGGAUGAUGACUUUUGCAACUCGCCGCAGCAUUACACACUGUACGAGCACGUGCGCAAGGCGAUGCAGAGGCUGUUCCUGAUCAGCCCUUUACCGACAGACGCAUGUCUAGCGCUUUUGAUUAUGACUGUGUGGAGUACCAGCCCAGAGGAGACUUCCGAAUUCAUCGACAGCUGGGUCCUCAGCGGCUAUAUUGCACAGCAGGAGAUGCUCAACCUCAGCUUCACCAGGAUCAUUUCGAGCCUGAGAUCCGGAGCUGCAAGCCCGCUGGAUAGGUUGAGCCUGAGGCUGUGGAACUCAACGUGCUUGUGCCAUCUACAGUAUGCUAUUGGUACUGGACGGCCUCCAACCAUUGCCAAAUCCUACAUUGAGCAAGCACGCACCAUCAUCGACUCCUUUGAAGCAUCGGCUUACGAUGGCUAUGAGCUCGCUGGUCUCGCCAUGCUCAUGCUCACGGAGGAGGUGCUGUCCGAGGAGGUCUUCUCGAGAUAUGGCCAUGUCCAGAGGGCAAUAACGCGAUGGAAGAAUCAAUGGCACCACCUAUUUGAAAAUCGAGAUGAUCGUUUCUGCUCGAUCAAGUUGACUUCCAACUUCUGCCAACUCGUGAUAACUCGCAGAGCUCUUGAAGAGCACAGGGCGCAACGGCAGAGUCGCAUCAUGGACGGCCAGAAUGGGUCAGACAUUGGCCACGAGUCAGCCUCAUCCGACAAUCGGCAGGCCCAGGAGGCCAAGCUGUUCGAGCAAUGGACUGCGCAGAGCAGGGAGAAUGCUCUUCAGCUCGUCGAGACAUUUGGACAGUUGCCAGGCACUAUCGUCCGAGAGCUACCCGACUUCUUCUACCUUGUCGUAACCUACGGCAUGACGGUACUUGCUCACUUCAUCUACAAGCCCCCGCUGCUGGGCGCAUCCGCCAUCACAAGCCCGCGAAGCAACGAGGAGAUUGCGGCGAUCCUGCAGGACGCUAUGGCGCAUGGGUCACGUACAGGAUCCAAGACCAUGAGAUUGUUCGAGUUGACGAUCACGAGGCUGGCAGAGGCGUUGGACACGCACCCGGGAGAAGCUACGGCCGGCACAGGGAACGGGGCCAUGGCGGGCGGCGGCGGUAUGACCGGGGUAGACCGACUGCUCGGACCCGAUGCCACCGGUACAAGCGCCGACGUAUUGGGCUUCUCUGAGAACUGGGUCACACCAGAUCUCGAGGCACUCUUUAACGACAUGCUUCCCGAGUUCCUUGUGCCCCGGCCAUAG
This is a messenger RNA of Thyridium curvatum, 1767 nucleotides long. RefSeq lists its product as uncharacterized. Gene Ontology annotation, cellular component: nucleus. The record is from RefSeq and is a predicted model, not a curated record. The coding region runs from base 1 to 1767 and encodes 588 amino acids. Gene Ontology annotation, biological process: regulation of DNA-templated transcription. Lineage: Eukaryota; Fungi; Ascomycota; Sordariomycetes; Thyridiales; Thyridiaceae. Gene Ontology annotation, molecular function: transcription cis-regulatory region binding; DNA-binding transcription factor activity, RNA polymerase II-specific. The transcript has 5 exons.